CGCGUUUGACAGGCCUCGUGAGCGUGACGUCAUCUGGCGGCGCCGCUGAACAGAUUGCACAUUGGUUGCAGCAGAGGUGCAGGAAGCGGUACUGGAGGGGACAUGCUGAGGACAGUGAGCCGGGUUGGGGGCGCCCUGCUACGGGGCUCCCAAGUAAAUGGUCCUAAAGCCUGGAACUUUGAGGCGCGCCGUUGUGCAUCCUCUGGACUUCCCAUGAACACGGCCAUCUUGUUUGUUCCCCAGCAGGAGGCCUGGGUGGUGGAGCGCAUGGGCAGGUUCCACCGCAUCCUGGAGCCGGGUCUGAACCUUCUCAUUCCAUUUCUGGAUCGCAUUCGAUACGUGCAGAGCCUGAAGGAGAUUGUGAUCAACGUUCCUGAGCAGUCGGCUGUGAGCCUGGACAAUGUCUCCUUACAGAUAGAUGGAGUGCUCUACCUGCGUGUCUUGGACCCCUAUAAGGCCAGUUACGGUGUGGAAGAUCCAGAAUACGCGGUCACCCAGUUGGCGCAGACCACCAUGCGUUCUGAACUUGGCAAACUGACAUUAGACAAGGUCUUCAGGGAGAGAGAAUCCCUGAACUCCAACAUUGUGUGCGCCAUAAACCAGGCUUCUGAUUACUGGGGGAUCAAGUGUCUGCGGUAUGAAAUUAAAGACAUCCAUGUACCUCCCAAAGUCCGAGAUGCCAUGCAGAUGCAGGUGGAGGCCGAGCGGCGGAAGAGGGCUAUGGUGCUGGAAUCUGAAGGGACCAGAGAAUCUGCUAUCAAUGUGGCUGAGGGGCAAAAACAGUCCCAGAUCUUGGCCUCUGAGGCAGAGCGAGCAGAAAAGAUCAACUAUGCUGCAGGUGAAGCAAAUGCAAUCCUAGCCAAGGCUAAAGCCCGGGGCGAGGCGAUCCGUCUGGUGGCAGAUGCUCUCACCCAGCAGCACGGCGAUGCUGCGGCGUCCCUCUCCAUAGCUGAACAGUACGUGACCGCCUUCUCUAAACUGGCUAAAGACUCUAACACCAUACUACUCCCAGCAAACACCGGAGACGUCACCAGCAUGGUGACCCAGGCCAUGGGAAUUUACAGCACACUAAGCAAAAACCUACAGCAAAACAGUCCCUUAGUAGAGCCGGCAGAGGACGACAAACUGACGGGGGCGGUGAAGCAGAGGUCCUGAUGGAUGGUCCUGCCAUGCCGCACACCUAUGUCACCGCCCAAUAUUAGGAGAUUUUGUAUUUUAAGUUUGAUAUGUCACAUAAUAUAUGAUUUCAGACAAAGAUUGAUUCCGUCAUUUAUUUGUUAUCAUGCUUGGGACUGUGACGAUCUGUGCUGCACUCUUAUAGGUGAUCUCUGCUGAAAACCAGGAUCGCCAUGUCUAUUCUUACCCAACAUGUAUUUUUCCUAGGUUGUUGAAUAGCGUCUGUUUAAAUCUGUAUUGGGUGACAACUGCAAAUCUUAUGUCAUCUGCUAUUGUCACUGAGAGACCUGUGGACCACUUAUUGUCCCUUGAAGAUGCCCUGUGGCUUAUCUUACAGUCAUCCAUUUGUCCCCAUGUUGGAUAUCAAGCAGGCAGUUACUAAGUAAGCAGAGCCGGUGAACGGUGCAUAAUCUAGAACACAAAAAACAAUGGCAGAAUUGCUUUUUUUUCUUUUUUUUUUUGCAUCCCCCAUAAGUUUUAGAUUUUC
Molecule: messenger RNA, 1663 nt
Organism: Bufo bufo (common toad)
Lineage: Eukaryota; Metazoa; Chordata; Amphibia; Anura; Bufonidae
Gene: STOML2
Product: stomatin like 2
Exons: 10
Coding region: 103-1155 (350 amino acids)
Cellular component (GO): membrane
Source: RefSeq, a predicted model, not a curated record